AUGCUCCAAGACCUCUCAAGAUACAUCACCAAGGAUGAAGAUUAUCCCGUUGCUCGUGGCGGGUUCGGGGAGAUCUGGAAAUGUACCUAUAUCAUAAAUCGGAGACCGGUCAAAGUCGCAGUGAAAUCGUUGCAGGUGUACGCUGCAGAUCAACUUGGCGCAGCAAAGAAGAAAAAGGUCAAGGUGGGUGACCCGACCAAGAGGUUGCAGAGGACACAGCGUGAACUCAGAAUAUGUGCCAGCCUCAAGCAUGCAAAUAUUCUGCCUGUUUACGGUUAUACAUCUGGCUUUGGCCCAUUUAUAGCCAUAGUCAGUCCUUGGGCGGAGAAUGGAAAUCUGACGGCCUAUUUGGAACGUAAGGGUGCCAUUCUUACUCUUGUUAGACGAUUCCAGAUCGUAGUAUUAAUGCUGGAUCUGGAGUCAUCAAUAUUGCUUGCAGUUCAUGCAAACAGUAUCAUCCAUGGAGACUUCAAUGGGCCCAAUGUGCUCAUCCGUAGUGAUGGUACUGCGUGUGUUGCUGACUUUGGUCUUUCCUUGAUGUAUUCCGACAUUAUAAGCGCCUCUCAGGCUUCAUGGACUUCCACGCUCAAAGGGAACUUGCGAUGGAUUGCUCCUGAGCUGCUUGGGGAGCGGGAGGAUGGUUCUCCAGCACGGCCAAGCGAGCAGAGCGACAUCUAUUCGUCCGGUGGUAUCAUGUUACAGGUCCUCACUAACAAAAUCCCCCAUUAUCACCUCACGAAUGACGCCGCCAUCAUCCUAUGCAUAGCCAAGUCGGAAAAGCCUUCCCGAUCUCGUUAUCCUGCACUGCCUGACCAGUAUUGGCAUAUUAUUGAGCAGUGUUGGUCUACUGAUGCUCAGGAGCGUCCAUCAACGGAGAGAGUCAACGAAGUGAUCAGGAAUGAGUUUUACUCGUUGUCCAAAUCUCGCUGAUUCUUGAACUGUCCGCAAUCUGCUUACAGUUCGAGAUUGCAUGCAGCACAGUUAUAUAGUAAACGUAGGCUUACCCCCGGACUUCUCUUGUACUGUCACUAUAUACCAACAACAUACAUGGUUCUGUCCGCACAAAACACGCCACUUUGUGUCGCACUUCUCACUUGUAGAUCUGUUCUCUCCGUCCCGGAGGCUCGCUGCCACGAGAUAUAUAAGCGCAGCUCUAGAAUGACCACAUGAUGUUUGCCUCACCACGUGAACAUUCUUCGUGAUUUUCGUGCACUCUGAAAUACAGGAACGGAAUUGACGGUGUUGUCAUUGGCUUUGAGGUUCAAGUGAUUGGAAGAUCGAGAAAGUCGCGGAAGCGCUUGACUAGUUGUUCGUCAUGUCAGUAAGAUUCGAGGCGCCCACCUCAUGAAACGGCUUCCCCUUAUUGAUAUGUGGAUGACGCCUGUCUACAAUCUGAAUAAUGUUGAUACUCUUCCUU
This is a messenger RNA of Suillus paluster, 1417 nucleotides long. Its product is annotated as kinase-like domain-containing protein. Gene Ontology annotation, biological process: protein phosphorylation. Gene Ontology annotation, molecular function: protein kinase activity; ATP binding. NCBI's taxonomy places the organism in Eukaryota, Fungi, Basidiomycota, Agaricomycetes, Boletales, Suillaceae. The transcript has 6 exons. The record is from RefSeq and is a predicted model, not a curated record. The coding region runs from base 1 to 930 and encodes 309 amino acids.